This is a messenger RNA of Hippoglossus stenolepis (Pacific halibut), 6680 nucleotides long. It is a transcript of the gene eif4g3a, whose product is annotated as eukaryotic translation initiation factor 4 gamma, 3a. Lineage: Eukaryota; Metazoa; Chordata; Actinopteri; Pleuronectiformes; Pleuronectidae. Gene Ontology annotation, molecular function: protein binding; mRNA binding; translation initiation factor activity. The transcript has 36 exons. Gene Ontology annotation, cellular component: eukaryotic translation initiation factor 4F complex. The coding region runs from base 475 to 5964 and encodes 1829 amino acids. The record is from RefSeq and is a predicted model, not a curated record.
GGAGCUGGCCGAGGAUUCCCGAGUCGUCCUGUCCUGCCCGGACUGCUGGAAGCGGCCGCAACGCCAUGUUGGCGAAGUCUCUCAUCUGUGCGAGAAGGAAAAUGAUGGAGAACAGACCCGUCGAGAAGAGAAGGUAGAUCGCCGACGGAGGCUGAAGACCGCGGCGAUUAUUGCGCCCCCCCGACCCGUGAGAGAAACGAACCGAGCCGGAUCCGCGGAGGUUCCGGACGGACGAAGGGAGGCGAAACCUCCCACCGUCCCCAUGAGCAGCACCGCUGACCCGAGCCGCGACUUUCCAUGAGAAAAGAGACGUUUGUGUUGCUAUCCGAGCUUCGCUGUCCCGCUUCGUUAAAGGGAUCCGCGGCCUGCUUCGACACACCGCUACGCUUGCCCCAUGCCUGCAGGCUAGCCGCCGCUCCUAUCAGUAUUUAUUGAGCUAUUGUUUUUAUUUGUUUUCAUAUUUUUUUUGUUGCAAUGAGUUUGCCACCGAAAGUGGUCCCCAAACAAGCCGCUGUCGCAGUGAGCGGACCUGGAAGUGGCCCCUCUCCGUCGAGCCAACUGCGGGCUACCCUGACCUCCGUGUCUCUGCCGCCGGGAGCCCCACAAGCUCCGCAGCCCGGCGCCGUGCCGCCGCCUCAAAUCCCACGGGUUCAGCCGUCACUGGACGAUCGAAUCUUCCCCACACAGCCUGGAGUCGCUGCAGUCUACAGCGUACCCAGGCAUGCUGGUCCUCCUUACGCUGCUCACGACAUCACAAAGGGACACCCUAAUUUGGCGGGCACCCCGCCUGGUCAUGCCCACUCCCCAGCGCUCUCUCAGGUAUCAAUACCCACAGCUUCCCCAUAUCGCUACCCUAAGGGCUGGGAGACAGGCGGAGGGUCUCCAUACAACCCUGGACAAAAUGCUGGCUCCGCCUCUCUAGUGUACUCUCCCCAGACACAGCCAAUAAAUGCACAGCCACAGAGUCGCCCGUUUGCUACGGGCCCUCGACCGACCCAUCAUCAGGGAGGAUUCAGGCCCAUCCAGUUUUUCCAGAGGACUCAGAUGCAGACUGCGAGGCCCACCAUCCCGACAAACACGCCCUCCAUACGGCCUGGCUCACAGACUCCUACAGCCGUCUACCCCACUAAUCAGCCAAUCAUGAUGACCAUGGCACCCAUGCCUUUCCCUUCCCCGCAGGCUGCACAGUACUACAUCCCACAGUAUCGCCACAGUCAACCCUAUGUGGGACCUCCUCAGCAGUAUUCUGUUCAGCCCCCAGGGUCUGGCACCUUCUAUACUGGUCCUGGGCCAGGGGAGUACCCUGCCCCAUAUCAUCCCCUCAGGUACCACCCACCUGUCUCGCCCUCUGUCCCUGCUCCCGUUCCCACAGCUGGCCCACCUUACUACCCAGGACAGACUGUGUACCCCCCAUCACCCCCCAUCAUAGUGCCUACACCACAGCAACCUCCACCAGCCAAGCGUGAGAAGAAAACAUCCUCCCAGAUCCGUAUCCGGGACCCCAAUCAGGGUGGCAGGGACAUCACAGAGGAGAUCAUGGCAGGGGGUUCAGGGAGCAGGAAUUCAACGCCUCCUGUAGGUCACCCCUCCUCUACCCCCACCCCACCACAGCAGCUGAGCAGCAGCCAGACUCCAGAGCCGCCGCAGUCGCAGCCGCAGCCUCCUCAACCACAGCAGGCCCACCCUGGAGGCUACACCUUGGAGUCCCUGCAGCCCCAGCAGCCGCCGUUGACAACAGGGGCCUCCGACACCAAACCAGGGCCAGAUGAUGCACCAAAACUGCAGCCAGUUGUCCAGAAGUCUUCCUCACCUGGGCUUGUGCAGCCUGAAGCCCCCGUGGAGAGACCGGAGGCCAACACACCUGAAUCUGAGCCCACUCCUCCUGCAAGUGAACCGGAGCUUCCCCUCCCCGCCUCGCUCAGCACCCCUGUCAAUCUCCCACUUACAGUGGCCAACUCAAGUGAACGUCCCUCAGCCAGGGAGUCAGCCUCUUCUCACUUGUCCUCAGUCGGGGAGCAGAAACCCUCUUUGGCGCCACCUCAGCCUCCCAACACAGACAAGCCUCUCUUAGACGCCCCAAGAACUCUGGCUUCCUUGUCUGUAGCAGCCCCCAAGGCUUUGAACGGCCUUGCCGAGUCCGGGACGGAGCUGGAGACAGCGGCCCAGGAGCCUUCUCCUAUGCCCCCUGCUGCACUCCAGCCCCAGGCCUCUAGUCCUGCUUACCGAGAAGCCUCCUCUGAAACUUUGCCUUCUGACAUGAGGCCACAGGUUCCCGUUGCUGCUGCGCUGGCCCCUAUGGCUCCUGUGGCUGUGGUGCCAGUUACCCUGAGCUCGAGCCCGGCCCCAGCUUUGCCCAUCAUGCUUCCCCCUGGCCUACCGCCUCUAGUGCAGGCCACGACAGAGGCUGACGAGCCAAGCAAAUCCAUAGACACUAAAGACCUUGUACCCAGAGCAGGGACGGAGGCACAAGGUGGCAUUACUGACAGCAAGACAGAGUCCCAGCAUCCAGCACUCAUCAGGAAUAGCCCCACAACAGUAAAUCAGACGGCUUCUGCGAUACCAAAGACCUGGAGGAAACCAAAUGAAGGGAUCUCUGCUGGAGACGCACCUCAAAAGGAGGAUGAGGACAAGCCAAUGUCAGUGGAUCAACCUGCUGGAGACCAGGCCCUGCAGGCAGCUCCAUUGAGCAACAGCCCUGUGCCCCUAGCAACAGUCUUCACAUCCACCCCUGCUCCCGCCAGCAGCCCAGAGGCUGACGGAAAGCUCGCCGCCCCGGAAGAGAACGGUGAGGCUGAGAUGGAGCCCAUGAGGAACGGCGCCGGCCACACCUCAGAGACGGAGAGCAGCGACAGCGGAGCCACCCCUGGGGACAAGGAGAAUUCCACAGGAGCUCCACAGGAUAUAGAAGACCUGGCUGAUCCCAGUGGGACGCGUCAGUAUGACAGGGCCUUCCUGUUGGACUUCCAGUUCACGCCUGCCUCCACACAGAAGCCUGAGGGACUCCCACCAAUCAGUGACGUGGUGCUAGACAAGAUGAACCAAAACAAGUUGCCAUCUCGAGUCGUGGAUUCUCGGGUGAUUUCGAGAGGACCUGAUUUCACACCUGCCUCUGCAGAUUUUGGCAGACAGAAGAAGAAAGGACGAGGCAAAAGGCUUAUAAACAUUGGGGCGCAGCGACCACCACCCAGGAGGAUCAUCAACCUGUCUGUGUUCGACAAUGUUCAGCUGAAGAAAUCAGAGAAUGCCUGGAAACCAAGCAUGAAGAGGAAAAGCCUCCCAGCGGAAUUAGAGUCACAGAGAACACAGGACCUGUUCAAGAAGGUCCGCAGUAUCCUGAACAAGCUGACGCCUCAGAAGUUCAAUCAGCUGAUGAAGCAGGUGACGGACUUGACCAUCGACACGGAGGAGAGGCUCAAAGGAGUCAUUGACCUGGUGUUUGAAAAAGCCAUCGACGAGCCCAGCUUCUCGGUGGCCUACGGGAACAUGUGCCGCUGCCUCGCCACGCUCAAAGUGCCCACAACUGACAAACCCAACAACACAGUGAAUUUUCACAAGCUGCUGCUAAACCGCUGUCAGAAGGAGUUUGAGAAAGACAAGGUGGACGAUGUGGCGUUUGAGAGGAAGCAGAAGGAGCUGGACUCUGCUGCAUCGACGGAGCGUGACCGUCUUCAGGUAGAGCUGCAGGAGGCCAAGGACAUUGCCCGGCGGCGUUCCAUCGGCAACAUCAAGUUCAUCUCCGAACUCUUCAAGCUCAAGAUGUUAUCGGAGGCCAUCAUGCAUGACUGCUUGGUCAAGCUGCUGAUGAACCCCGACCAAGAGUCUUUGGAGUGUCUGUGUAAACUGCUCACCACCAUCGGCAAGGACCUUGACUUUGAGAAGGCCAAGCCUCGGAUGGAUCAGUACUUUAACCAGAUGGAAAAAAUUGUCAAAGAGAGGAAGACGUCGUCUCGGAUACGGUUCAUGUUGCAGGAUAUUAUAGACCUGAGAUUGCACAACUGGGUGUCUAGAAGAGCCGACCAGGGACCAAAAACUAUCGCGCAGAUCCACCAGGAGGCGAAGAUUGAAGAGCAGGAGGAGAAGAGAAGAGUACAGCAGCUACUUCUCUCCAACGACACCAAGAGACAGCCAGAUCCGAGGGAGCAGAGAGAGCAGAGGGAUCAGCGCGUACAGAGAGAGGAGACCUGGAACACUGUGCCCAUGACGAAGAACAGCAGGACCAUCGACCCCAACAAGAUCCCAAAGAUCUCCAAGCCUCAAAUGGACGAGAAGAUCCAGCUGGGCCCCCGGGCUCAAGUCACAUGGGUGAAGGGCAGCAGUGGAGGAGCCAAGGCCAGUGACUCAGAACUAUCACGCACAGCGGGUCUCAACCGUUUCUCAGCGCUGCAGUCCACCCCCUCCCCUCAACCCUCCACCACUCCUCCACAGAACCCAGACUUCGACCCCAGGAGAACUCUGGGAAGUCGUAGCAGUACAGGCAGAGAGCGCAGCGACAAGCCGCUGAUCUCUGCGCCGCCCCCGUCUCGGCCUGGUCCGUUCUCCAGGGGAAGCAGUUCAAAGGAGCUGCUGGAGAGUCAAACCCCGGAGGAGCCGCGAAGAGACAGGGAGCGAGAGGGAGCCGAGCCCCGGAGACCGAGUGUCACCGAGGACAAACCGGAGCCAGAGCGCAGCAGAGUCCGAGAGCCCGUGAAACCUGAGCCUGUUGUCCAGACAAUAGAAAAACCCGCUCGGUCUGAGGAGGAGAUCGAGAGGAAAUCCAAGUCCAUCAUCGACGAGUUCCUGCACAUUAACGAUUUCAAGGAGGCUGUCCAGUGUGUGGAGGAACUUGAUCUGGGCUCUCAGUUGCACAUCUUCAUACGCGUGGGGGUGGAGUCGACUCUGGAGCGCAGUCAGAUCACACGGGACCACAUGGGCCAGCUCCUCUUCCAGCUGGCGCAGAAGGGAAUCCUGCCCAAACCCCAGCUCUACAAAGGGUUUGCAGACAUGCUGGAGCAAGCGGACGACAUGGCCAUCGACAUUCCCCACAUCUGGCUGUACCUGGCCGAGCUGCUCAGCCCUGUGCUGAAGGAGGGGGGCUUCUCUAUGAGAGAGCUCUUUAGUGAAUUAAGCAAACCUUUGCUUCCUGUGGGAAGAGCUGGGAUCUUAAUCUCUGAAAUACUGCACAUACUAUGCAAACAAAUGAGUCAUCGAACUGUGGCUUCUUUGUGGGGGGAAUCAGGCCUCAACUGGACUGACCUUCUGCCGGAGGAAGAGGACGUCCAGGCUUUCAUCUCACAACAGAAACUCCAAUUUAUUCAGGCGGACGCCCCCAGCUCAGAGGCGACUCUGACCAAAAGAAUCUGGACUCCCGAGGAGCUGAGACGACAGCUGGAGAGACUCCUGCUGGAGGACAAGGCCAGUGACGAGCAGAUCUUCGACUGGGUGGAGGAGAACCUGGAUGAAUCUCAGAUGAGCUCCUCUCCCUUCCUGAGGGCGUUGAUGACGGCUGUCGGUAAGGCAGCAGUGAAAGAUGUUAACACCACCUGUCGAGUGGACGCGGCCCUCAUUCAGAAGAGAUUGCCUGUAUUACUCAAGUACCUUAACUCAGACACUGAGCGACAGCUGCAAGCACUUUAUGCACUUCAGGCGCUGAUCGUCACCCUCGAUCAGCCUCCAAACCUCCUCCGGAUGUUCUUCGACUGUCUGUGCGACGAGGACGUCAUCUCCGAGGACGCGUUCUACAAGUGGGAGACGAGCAAAGACCCGGCCGAGAAGCUGGGUAAGGGCGUGGCCCUUAAGUCCGUCACGGCCUUCUUCACCUGGCUGCGGGAGGCGGAAGAGGAGUCGGAAGAAAUUGACGCGGGGAGACCCCCCGGGGGACAUGACGUAGUACAACUACAUCCUUACAGCAGAACAAACGUUCAAAAUGGGUGCGUGAGCAGGACGACAUGUUUACGGCUGGAAUUUUUUUCUGCGGUACGGUUCUGAAACAUGCCGCCAUUUUGAGUUUGGAUUCCAACGGCGGAAGCACUAAAUACCUGUAUUAUACAUAGAAAAUAUUUUUGUUUUAAAUUUUAACUUACUUUUCUUUUGUUACUUUAUAAGAAGAGACUUAAAAGAUACAUAGGUUCCGGACUCUUUAAUUUAUUAUUUUUUUAAGGACUGCAAAUAUGAAAGUUAUUUAACAUUUGCAGAUGCUCACGACAACAGAACAGAAAUAACAAUAUAAUUAAUUAUAAUAACAAAAUAAUAAUGAAAUGAAAUAGCCUCCCCGGACUCCACACUGUUUGGUUUAAAACAGGGUAAAACAAAGUUAUUUUGGGAUGAAGGGGAAGCAGAAAUGAAAAUCAAAUGGAUGCACAGGAACUGUCACCGUUGUCUGUGUGUGACGGCCGGGGGUCAAAGGUCAUCCUCCUGAUAACCACAGAACCUCGGCCUAUUCUGCGUUGAUAUGUACAUACACCUCAUGAGAGGUCGAGGUAUGCAUUCAUGAAGCGAUGCAGGUCAGUCCACAGAACUGUCGAAAACAAACGCAGACGAACAAACCAGAUACAUUCAAACGAAAAAAGAGCAAAAAUGCAACUUUAAAAAGCAAAUGGCCAGGUUCGCUGAGCAAGAAACAAGACAUGCUUGUAAUACUCCAGACCUACACAGCAGGUUCAACGCUUGUAAAUACAUUAAAGACAAAAAAAGGUAUUUAAAAA